Aspergillus chevalieri is the source of this 1248-nucleotide messenger RNA. Its product is annotated as acetamidase/formamidase family protein. Lineage: Eukaryota; Fungi; Ascomycota; Eurotiomycetes; Eurotiales; Aspergillaceae. The record is from RefSeq and is a predicted model, not a curated record. The transcript has 5 exons. Bases 1 to 1248 code for a protein of 415 amino acids. Gene Ontology annotation, molecular function: hydrolase activity, acting on carbon-nitrogen (but not peptide) bonds, in linear amides.
AUGGGCACCGGACAAAUUCGCACUGCUCUCAAGAUCGAUCGUGGGAAGCCGGCGUGGGAGCAACCAGGUCUUCAUAAUAGAUGGCAUCCUGACGUCCCCUCCGUUAGCACGAUUGCACAAAAUGAAGUCGUAAAGAUCGAAUGCAUCGACUGGACUGGAGGCCAGAUCAAGAACGAUGAUUCUGCCGAUGAUAUCAAGAACGUCGACCUGACACGAAUCCACUACCUAUCUGGACCCUUCGACAUCGAAUCUGCAGAGCCUGGAGACGUUCUAGUAGUCGAAAUCCAAGAUGUGCAGCCGCUGCAAGAUGAGCCAUGGGGUUUCGGAGGCAUCUUCGAUCGGAAUAACGGGGGAGGAUUUCUUGACGAGAUAUACCCGAAGCCGGCCAAAGCAAUUUGGGAUUUUGAAGGGAUCUUCUGCUCUUCUCGUCACAUUCCCGGUGUGCGCUUCCCCGGCCUCAUCCAUCCAGGAAUCCUGGGCUGUGCACCAACUGCAGAGAUUCUAGCAGAAUGGAACCGUCGCGAGGGUGAACUGAUUGCAGCAAAUGCCUCCGCUGAUCGAGAUGUCGCCAAGCCACCGGAGCCAAAAGGUGCGCAUGCCGGUGCUGCACAAGAAAGCCUCAUAGAAAAGAUUGCACGAGAAGGAGCUCGCACGAUUCCUGGCCGUCCCGAAAAUGGCGGCAACGCCGACAUCAAAAACCUCUCCCGCGGCUCCAAAAUCUACCUCCCCAUCCACGUCCCCGGCGCCAAAUUCUCCGUCGGCGAUCUACACUUCUCCCAAGGCGACGGUGAGAUAUCCUUCUGUGGCGCGAUUGAAAUGGCCGGCGAGAUCACCCUGAAAUUCAGCGUCCUCAAAGACGGCAUGGCCAAGAUGGCCAUGAAAUCCCCCAUCUACAUACCAGGACCCGUCGAGCCUCAUUUUGGGCCCGGCCGAUAUCUAACUUUCGAGGGAUUCUCUGUCGACGACCAGGGGAAGCAGCAUUAUCUCGAUACUACUGUUGCGUACCGGCAAACCUGCUUACGGGCGAUUGAGUAUCUGCGGAGGUAUGGAUAUAAUGAUUAUCAGUUAUAUUUGCUGCUUAGUUCUGCGCCGGUGCAGGGGCAUAUUGCUGGUAUUGUUGAUAUUCCGAAUGCGUGUACUACGAUGGGAAUACCGAUGGAUAUUUUUGAUUUUGAUGUUCGGCCUGAGGCGGAGGUUGUUAAGAGGGAUAUGGGGAGUUGUGCGUUUGCUAGUAGUUCAUUUCUUUGA